Messenger RNA from Emiliania huxleyi CCMP1516, 1617 nucleotides. Its product is annotated as beta-glucosidase. Bases 1 to 1617 code for a protein of 538 amino acids. The record is from RefSeq and is a predicted model, not a curated record. The transcript has 4 exons. Gene Ontology annotation, molecular function: beta-glucosidase activity. NCBI's taxonomy places the organism in Eukaryota, Haptophyta, Isochrysidales, Noelaerhabdaceae. Gene Ontology annotation, biological process: carbohydrate metabolic process.
AUGCCGACAGCACCCUACGCCUUACUCCAUCGCCGGAGCGCCGGUCGCUUAACCAACGGCCCGGCUUCCGCCGCUGCCUUUGGCGGACUCGCCGUCAUCUCCGUCUCGCUGGUCGCUCUGGGUGUGCUCACGGCCAGCGCUGGCCACACCAAAGCCGGAGCAGUGCUGUCGGCAAAUGCUGUGGAGGCGAACGACACCUGCGCGAACGGUUUCCCGGCGGACUUUGUCUGGGGCCUGGGCACAGCCGCGUAUCAAAUUGAGGGCGGCUGGAAUGCGACGAACCGGAGCCCAUCAAUCUGGGACGUGUUUUCGCAUACCAAGGGCGCAGUCGCCGGCGGCGACACGGGCGAUGUGGCGGACGACGUGAUCCACCGCUGGCGGGACGACAUCGCGCUCAUGUCGGAGCUCGGGCUGAAGCACUAUCGGUUCUCCCUUUCCUGGAGCCGCAUGAUGUCGUGGGAUGGCCACUCCAUGGUGCCCAACGAGCCGGGCAUCGCCUGGUACUCGGACUUCCUCGACGGGCUCCUCGAGGCGGGCAUCACCGCGCACGUCACCCUCUACCACUGGGACCUGCCGCAGGCGCUGCACGAGCACAGGGGCGGCUGGCACACGCCCGACAACGAGCGCAUCCUCACCGAGUUCGAGGCGUACGCCACGCUCGCCUUCGAGCGCCUCGGAAGCCGCGUGGCGACCUGGUUUACCUUCAACGAGCCGUGGACCUUCACCGUCAGCGGCUAUUCGGCCGGCAACCACGCGCCCGGCUGCGUGCCGGCGCAGUCGGGGCGCGGGCCGUGCGCGGGCGGCGACGUCACGCCGUACGUCGUCUCGACCAACGUGCUCAACGCGCACGCACGCGCGGUGGCGGUCUACCGGACGCGCUUUGCGGCCACGCUUGGCGGCAGGAUCUCGAUCACCCUCAACUGCGAGUUUGCUCGGCCGCUGACCAACUCCGCCGCCGACGCCGCCGCCGCGGAGCGCGCGCUCCAGUUCUGGCUCGGCUGGUGGCUCGAGCCACUGCUGAGCGGCGACUACCCGGCGGCGAUGCGGCGGAACGUCGGGGAGCGGCUCCCCUCCUUCUCGCCGGAGCAGCGCGAGCUGCUCAUCGGCUCGAUCGACCUCCUCGGCAUCAACCACUACUCCACGCACAUGGUGCGCGACGUGGCGGACGGAGAGCGCGGCGACGCGUCGAGCGGGUGGGAGGCGGACCAGCACGUGGUGGCCACCUUCGGCGCCGGCUGGCCGCAGGCGGCGUCGCCGUGGCAGCGCUCCUACCCGGCCGGCUUGCGGGGGCUGCUCAACUGGGUGGCGGCCAGGUACAAGGGCGACAUCUACGUCACGGAGAACGGCUGGUCCUGCAACUCCUUCACCGCCGCGGCGGCGGCGGCCGACCAAGAGCAGCUCGACUACUACACCGGCUACACGGAGCAGGUGCGGCUCGCCCUCGUCGAGGAUGGCGUGCCCGUGCGCGGUUACUUUGGCUGGUCGCUCCUCGACAACUUUGAAUGGGCGGACGGCUACUCGAAGCGGUUCGGGCUCUAUUACGUGAACUACACGACGCAGCAGAGGACGCCGAAGAAGGCGGCCGCCUGGUGGAAAGAGACGCGGAGCGCAUGCUAA